ACGCACAGCGUGGCGUAGGCGCCCGAAGCCGCUGGCGCCUGCCAGGCUUCCCGGGAAGCAUAGGGCAGGUGCUGGUCGUGCGCAUGCUCGGCAGGCGGGGCCGCUGGAGUCUCCCGGCAUUGCUAUCUGUUACGCUGCCGCCCUCGGGAGCCGGCAGAUCCGGGUCUCGUGGCUAAGAGUGACGUGGUCACUCGAAUCAAAACAGAGGAGGGGGAGGAAGCUGGCGGCCAGGAGCGGCAGCGGCAGCGACGUCCGGAGCAGCCGCAGCCUUCCGGAAGCUCCAGGCGGUCUUUCUGCCGAGCCUCGGUCCUGACCCCCAUCCUCCCCGCCCCAUCGGUUGUUGUCUGGGCGGAUUUAAACAGUCAAGUAAAAUCAAGCUGGGUAAUCAUGGCAGAAGGUGGAUUCGAUCCCUGUGAAUGUGUUUGCUCUCAUGAACAUGCGAUGAGAAGACUGAUCAAUCUGUUACGGCAGUCCCAGUCCUACUGCACAGACACAGAAUGUCUUCAGGAAUUACCAGGACCCUCUGGUGAUAAUGGCAUCAGUGUUACUAUGAUCUUAGUGGCCUGGAUGGUUAUUGCAUUGAUCUUGUUCUUACUGAGACCUCCUAACCUAAGAGGAUCAAACCUACCUGGAAAGCCAACCAGUCCUCAUAAUGGACAAGAUCCACCAGCUCCUCCUGUGGACUAACUUUGUGAUCUGGGACGUGAAAAUGGUUAACACCUUGCACGACCAAACGAACGAAGAUGACCAGAGUACUCUUAACCCCAUUAGAACUGUUUUUCCUUUUGCAUCUGCGAUAUGGGAUGGUUUGUUUUCAUGAGCUUCUAGAAAUUUCACUUGCAAGCCUAUUUUUGCUUCCUGUGUUAUCACUAUUCCUAUUUACAAUAUAUUUGAGUGAAUGAUUAUAUUUUUUAAAAGUUAUGGCUUUUUUGGUUGUCCUAAACUUAAACAUUCCUCUCAUUCUGUUUGUAACUGUGAUUAAAAUUUUUGUGGUAAUUUCUGGCCUGAUUGAAGGAAAUUUGAGAGCGCUGCAUUUAUAUAUUUUAAAUAGUUUUGAUAGGUUUUUAAAUUGCUUUUUUUCAUAAGGUAUUUAUAAAGUUAUUUGGGGUUGUCUGGGAUUGUAUGAAAGAAAAUCAGAACCACACUGUAUUUACAUUUACCUUGGUAGUUUAUUUCUGGAUGGCAGUUUUCUCUAAUUUUUGGGACUGUGGUAGCUCUUGGAUUGUUUUGCAAAUUACAGCUGAAAUCUGUAUCAUCCAUUAAACUGGCUUAUGUGGCUGGAAUAGGAAAAGAGAAAAAAUAUAUAAAAUGGUUGUUUACUAAUUUUGUACUCCCAUUAAAAAUCUCUAAUGUUAAGAAAACUUUAAAUAAACAUGAUUGAUCAAUAUGGCA
This is a messenger RNA of Saimiri boliviensis boliviensis (Bolivian squirrel monkey), 1392 nucleotides long. It is a transcript of the gene SMIM14, whose product is annotated as small integral membrane protein 14. The record is from RefSeq and is a predicted model, not a curated record. Lineage: Eukaryota; Metazoa; Chordata; Mammalia; Primates; Cebidae. Gene Ontology annotation, cellular component: endoplasmic reticulum.